AUGGGCAAAAGAUGGGUCCUUCCAGCGUCAUUUAUUGGUGGCCUGAGGGAUAUGAGACGACGAUACAUGGAUGCUAUGGCCUUGGUGCAGAAGUACGGUAAACCAGACAUCUUCCUCACCAUGACUUGCAACCCUAACUGGGAAGAAAUACUAAGGGAGCUUGAACCUGGCCAGACACCACAAGACCGUCCUGAUCUUGUGGUGCGAGUAUUUAGAGCCAAAUUAGAUGAUCUCAAGUUUCAGCUCUUUCAUAAUCACAUCCUUGGUGUUGUUGCAGCGCAUGUCCAUGUCAUCGAGUUCCAAAAAAGGGGUCUACCGCAUGUACACUUCCUCCUUAUCAUGAAGUCAGGUUAUAAGCUUACAUGUCCAGAACAGUACAACACUGUCAUUUCUGCAGAGAUUCUAACCAAGGAAAGGUAUCCUGAGCUUCAUGACAUGGUUGUCAGACACAUGAUGCAUGGUCCCUGUGGUUCGUUAAAUCCUGGUAAUGUAUGUAUGAAGAAUCAAAAUCGCACAUGCAAGAGCUAUUAUCCACGCCAGUUUACUGACAUAACUCUCCAAGGCAAGGACUCUUACCCCAUCUACAGAAGACGGGAUGAUAUGCAGAAGGUGCAUGUAAAAGGGCAUGUCUUGGACAACAGAUGGGUUGUGCCAUAUAAUCCUAAGCUACUACAGAGGUAUGACUGCCACAUCAACGCCGAGGUUUGCUCAAGCAUUAAGGCUAUCAAGUACCUUUACAAAUACAUCUACAAGGGUCAUGACAGGGCAUCUGUUUCUAUCAAUGAUGCCAGUGGUAAUCAGGAGAUUAAUGAGAUCGAUGAUUACAGGGAAGCUAGAUGGGUAGCCCCGCAGGAGGCAUUGUGGAGAAUCUUUGCCUUCGAUCUUAGUGGGAUCUCCCCCCCAGUGCUCCAGCUGUAA
This is a messenger RNA of Phragmites australis (common reed), 918 nucleotides long. RefSeq lists its product as uncharacterized. The coding region runs from base 1 to 918 and encodes 305 amino acids. Lineage: Eukaryota; Viridiplantae; Streptophyta; Magnoliopsida; Poales; Poaceae. The transcript has a single exon. The record is from RefSeq and is a predicted model, not a curated record.